AAAAAUAAAGAUGAGCGAAGCUACAAAGGAAAAAGCAAAGCUUAGCAUCAUUAAUGAAGCUAAUGAUGAAAGGUCAGACGCAUUUGAUGCAGUUACUGAUGCUAAAGCGAAAAAAUCUAAGGGUGUUCCUGGAGAAGAUGACGAAAGAAACUCCUUACAUUCAGAAGAGGAUGAAUAUGAUGAGAUCGACAUGGGGGAAAUUGACGAAAUUAAAGCUCCAAAAAUGGAUGUCAUUGAAGAAGCUCCUGAGGAGCUCCAAUUGACAGAUCCUGUUGAGAGGGCUCCUUCUCCCAUUUCUAAAAAGAAGAAAGCAAAAGCAGAAGAACAGAAAGCAACUAUUCACGACUCAUUUGAUACUUUCAUUGUAAAUGAUUACUUCGGAGAGGAAGACAAGUGAUUUGAAAGUUCAAUUGACAUGACAGGAAUUUUUGCAUUCAAAAAUAAUGACAAUGAAAAGAACUUGAAUGAAACAAAUGAUGUCAAUGGCACUAUGGACGCUAUUGUUGCAAACCUUGAGUCCGCUAGCAAACUCACUAAAGCUUCAAAGCCGAUAAAAGUCAAUGAUAUCAACCAAGUUAUGGACAAUAUUGACUAUGUUGUUAGUAAAAAUUCGAGCAAAAGUCGGUCCUCAGCAAAAGAAGAUGUCAAUAUUGGUCCAAAGAAGGGAACUAAAGCAUGGGAGAGUUGGUGGAAAAAGAAAAAGGCGGUAAAUGGGGACCUUCUUAACGCAGCCCAGAUUGGCGACUUUGAAAAGGUUAAGUCCUUGCUUGAUAAGGAUAUCCAAAAAGAAUUUGUUGCGAAUAUAAAGUUUCAAGGUCUUGAUAACUUCACAGCCUUGCACUUCGCUGCUCAAGGAGGCCAUUACGAAAUAUGUGAGUUCUUGAUAGAGAAUGGUUGUGAUGUAGAAGCUAGGAGCAAUAUGGGCAGAACUCCUCUACAUCUUGCUGCAAUCAGUGGAUUAAGUAACAUUCUAAUGUUAUUACUCACAAAUGGUGCUGACAUCAACAGCCAAGACGAGGACAUGUAUUCUGCCCUCCAUCACGCUAGCGAAGGUGGGAACACUGAAUGUGUGAAGCUUUUAGUAGAGAAAGGAGCUGACGUAACUCUCAAAAACAACAUCGGUUCUAGCCCUAAUGAUAUUAGCCAAAAUAUUGAUGUGAGAUCCCUUAUCGAACAGUACUCCGACAAGGAGGAGAUCAUAACUGACUCUUUAGCCAGGAGAAGCGAAAUGGGAGGAGUUAUCCUCAGAAAUGACAGGAAAAACUACGUUGAAAGGCUUAUGGGCAGGUUCCAAAAAGUUGACAAGUACUUGAAAGAGACUAAGAAUGGAAGCGAAGAAGCCUUAAUUGAGAGUAUUGAGAAACAACAAAAACAAAGAGAAGAAGAUAGAAAGAGGCAGAGAGGCAUGAGGCAGGUCAAGACUGAAGUUGAAAAUAAGAAAAAGAAGAAAGAGGGAAGAUUUGAACGCAAUAAGGAUAAAUUCUUACAAAUCGUCCAAUUGGAAAUGAAAAUGAAAGAAGAGCUCAGAGGCUUCGGAAUUGAGCAAGAUGAAGCUGGUCCUGCUUUGUUUAAUCCUAUUGGCAGGCUUGGUAGAGGUAGUUUUGGAGAAGUUUAUCUGGUCGAAAAACUACCAGAAGGAGAUCAAUACGCAAUGAAAAUCUUACAUAAGAGGAGAAUAAUGGGUCAAAACUUGGUAAGAUAUGCAAGAACAGAAAGAGAUGUGCUUUCUUACUUUGCUCAUCCCUUCAUUGUUUCCAUAAAAUAUGCUUUCCAGACACCAGAGAAGCUAUAUAUGAUCUUAGAGUACUGUCCAGGAGGUGAUCUAGGAUCAGUUUUGAAGAGGGAAAAGAAACUAACUGAAGAAAGAGCCAAGCUUUAUCUUUCCGAAAUAAUAUUGGCUAUUGAGACUCUUCAUCAAAAAGACAUUAUAUUUAGAGACUUGAAGCCUGAUAAUGUUGUGUUAGAUGCAGAGGGACAUGCUAUGCUCACAGAUUUUGGUCUCUCCAAGGAGGGAGUGACAAAUAAUAGCUCAGCAAAGAGUUUCUGUGGCUCAGUAGCAUACUUAGCCCCAGAAGUUCUGAGGAGACAAGGCCAUGGAAAAUCGGUAGAUUGGUAUUUGGUCGGAGUUUUACUCUACGAAAUGCUUUGUGGAAUUCCACCAUAUUUCUCCUCAAACAAAGACCAGAUGUUUAAGAACAUUAAGAGUGGUCCUUUAAGGAUGCCUGAGAGAUUCAGCAAGGAGACCAAAGACUUUAUUGUUAAGUUAUUGAAUAAGAAUCCCUCCAAACGUCUUGGAGCAGGUAAAGGGGAUGCUGAAGAGCUUAAACAGCAUCCCUUCUUUGAAGGUGUGAAUUGGAAAGAUGUGCUUGAGAGAAAGCAGAAAAUGCCAAAGCCUGUAAUUAGGGAAAUUAAAAAGAGCACUGUUAAUCUCACAGAUAUUGUCUACGGAGAGUAUGCAGGAGUUGGUAGAGUAGCCUCUUCAAAAGAAGUUGAAUACCAUAAAGCUCUCCAGAAGAGAGGACAGACUGUUAAAGAUACAGCCGAUGCAGACGAUCUUGAUAGGAACAAGAUUCCAGGAUGGUCAUUUAUCGGUUCCCCUUCAAACUAACUUUCAGGUUAGUGGA
Messenger RNA from Moneuplotes crassus, 2624 nucleotides. The record is from the annotation of a GenBank genome assembly. NCBI's taxonomy places the organism in Eukaryota, Ciliophora, Spirotrichea, Euplotida, Euplotidae.